Molecule: messenger RNA, 555 nt
Organism: Melampsora larici-populina 98AG31
Lineage: Eukaryota; Fungi; Basidiomycota; Pucciniomycetes; Pucciniales; Melampsoraceae
Exons: 2
Coding region: 1-555 (184 amino acids)
Source: RefSeq, a predicted model, not a curated record
AUGAUCUCACCAAAAUCGAAAAUCGAUCCGAGAAGAGUUGUCUGUAAGUGCCAGAGUCACGGCUGUUACAAAGGCAUCUUCGUCGACGCCCAUGGAAACUCUCAGCGAGGUGUGGAGGUUUGUCCAGCGAGUAAAGAAGCACAUUCUCGUGCCGACUUGCGAUCACGAAUUGAGUCAACAUCCGCGGGACGUGAUGGGAAAUCAAUCAAGCUCAACCGAAUCACCCUCGGUGGAUCAGAGAGAUCAGCUUCUAGCGCCUCUAAGCCGUCUGGGUUUGGAUCUGUCUCCGCACCGAGCCAUGCCCAUAAUCGAUCUCUCAGUCACCCUCAAAUCAUUUCAUCGUGUGAACCAUCCACGUCCAAUUCCAAGGAACGGGAAAACAUUCAGACUACAGAAAAAUCGUCACCAUCAAUCCAUAUACGAUCUGACGACACUCCCGUGGCUCCCUUGCGCAACGAAACACAAUCUGUGGAUCAAGAUGUAUGCAAUGCUGCAGAUUCAGCAAGAAAAAACGGAUUACAAGAAUAUGACACCAGUAAGUAUGUUCCUAAUUGA